ACUCUCUGCUGGAGCUUUUGAACGUCACACCCAACCUGCAUCCCUGCCUGGAUCAGCCGCUCUGCUGCUUCUCUUCAGCGUCAAAGUGAAAAGAAAAGAUGGGGAAAAUAAACGGAUGCCUCAAGUGCCUUUUUAUCUUCUUCAAUGUGCUGUUUCUAAUCGUCGGAUGUGUGCUGAUAUUCGUGGCAGUGAAGGCCACUGCUAUUUCAAUCCAGAUGUCUGCAUUCGGCGGCCCGGGCGUGGGCUGGAUCUGGGUCAUCACCCUCGGCGUCUUCGGCAUCUCCGCUCUGGGAAUCUUCGCCGCCUGCUCAGAGAAGGAGCUUUUCCUCAAAAUAUUUGCAGGUUUCAUGGGGAUUGGGAUGAUCAUCAUGCUAAUCUUUGGGACGGUCGUGGCUGUUUUGAGAAACUCGCUGAAACAAAACUAUGAGAGUAAAUCCAAAGAAUUUGCCGAGCCUCUCAUGAAAGAUGAACAGUCACGGCAAGUCCUCGAGACCAUCCAGAUGGCUUUCAAGUGCUGCGGCGUGGUUAGCGCUAAGGACUGGGGAACAGAAAUGCCAGCCUCCUGUGAAUGCACCGACACCAGCGGACCGUUUAGGACCGCAACCUGCAAACCCAAACCUGCGGGAUCCUCAGGACCGGCUCUGAUCUACGCUGAGGUAUUAAUUCAGAUUAUCAACAACAUUCUGCUCAUGUUGGCUGUCACUGCUGCCCUGAGCCGCCGGAGGUCCCGGCCCCUGGGUCAAGCUGUCACCGCUGCCCUGUGCCGCCGGAGGUCCCGGCCCCUGGGUCAAGCCGUCACCGCUGCCCUAAGCCGCCGGAGGUCCCGGCCCCUGGGCACCGUCCUCCGCUGCCUCUGGUCCCUGCGCCGAGGCAGCAUACCUCUCGGCUGCUGCAGUUCCCUGUGCCCUAUGGUGGUGAGCAGCCUCCUGAGUUCCCCGUAA
Messenger RNA from Poecilia reticulata (guppy), 941 nucleotides. The record is from RefSeq and is a predicted model, not a curated record. NCBI's taxonomy places the organism in Eukaryota, Metazoa, Chordata, Actinopteri, Cyprinodontiformes, Poeciliidae.